AGUAAUCGGAAUCCGAGUUCCGCGCGGAGUUUUUUAAAGUACCACAGCACUAUUAAGUAUAAUGCGGAGUACCAAAGUAUUGUUACGAUUUGGGAAAGCUUUGGAAAUGGCACAACCAUAUAUGGACACAAUAAUAG
Messenger RNA from Racocetra persica, 137 nucleotides. NCBI's taxonomy places the organism in Eukaryota, Fungi, Glomeromycota, Glomeromycetes, Diversisporales, Gigasporaceae. The record is from the annotation of a GenBank genome assembly.